GGGAAGCAGAGAAGGAGGGAAGAAAGGAAAGAAAGAAGGGAAGGGAAAGGAGGAAGAAAAUAAAAAAAGAAAGAAAGAGGGAAGGAAGGAAGGAAGGAAAGAAAGAAAGAAAGAAGGCAAGGCGAGAGCUCCGGGGAAGCUCGGGGGGACUUGGGGGGAGGCCAGGGCCGGGGUGAUCGGGGAUCCCGCUGAAGCCCCCUCGCCUCCUGCCUUGCCCGGAUGAAGCAGCCUGGGGGCCCCUGCUGCUGAGCGCCCUCCUCCAGCCCCUCGGGGGCGGCAUGCCCGGGGCCCUUGGGCUGGCUGCUGCCGGUGGCGCCGGGGCUGAGUCGGGGCCAGGCAUCAUCCUGCUUGCUGGCGGCCGGCUGCCGGGGGCCGAAGAUGGGCGCUGAGGGGGCGGUGGUGGCGCUGGCGCUGCUGAGCCUGGCCACCGCCAGCCUGGCCCUCUCCUCCUGCACCACGCUGGACCUGGAGCACCUCAAGAGGAAGCGGGUGGAGGCCAUCCGGGGCCAGAUCCUCAGCAAGCUGCGCCUGACCAGCCCCCCGGAGACGCCGGGCCCCAGCCACGUCCCCCUCCAGGUGCUGGCCCUCUACAACAGCACCCGCGAGCUCCUGGAGGAGAUGGAGCAGGAGAGGCAGGAGCAGGAGCAGCAGGGCGGGCAGCAGGCCCAGGGCUGCGCCCAGGACCACUCCGACUCCCAGUACUACGCCAAGGAGGUCCACAAGUUCGACAUGAUCCAGGCCUCGCCCGAGCACAAUGAACUGACUUUUUGCCCCAAACUGACUUCCAACCUGUUCCGCUUCAACGUGUCUUCAGCAGAAAAGAACAGCACCAACCUCUUCCGAGCUGAAUUUCGGGUUUUGCGAAUACCAAACCCCAAUGCCAAACGCACAGAGCAACGCAUUGAACUUUUUCAGAUCCUGAAGCCUGAUGAAUACAUUGCAAAACAGCGUUAUCUCAGUGGCCGGAAUGUGAUGACACGGGGAUCCCCUGAGUGGCUGUCCUUCGAUGUCACAGAGACUGUGCGUGAAUGGCUGCUGCAUAGAGAAUCAAAUCUGGGACUGGAGAUUAGCAUCCAUUGCCCAUGCAACACCUUCCAGUCCAAUGGUGUCAUUCUGGAGAACUUGAAUGAAGUGCUGGAGAUCAGAUUCAAAGGCAUUGACAGUGAGGAGAGCCAUGGGCGUGGAGACUUGGGGAGCUUGAAGAAGCAGAAGGGUCUUCACAACCCCCACUUGAUCUUGAUGAUGCUGCCCCCACAUAGGCUUGGAAGUCCUGCCUUAAAAAGCCAGAGGAAGAAACGAGCCCUGGACACCAAUUACUGCUUCCGAAACCUGGAGGAGAACUGUUGUGUGCGUCGUCUCUACAUUGACUUCCGGCAAGACUUGGGCUGGAAAUGGGUUCAUGAGCCUAAGGGGUACUUUGCCAACUUCUGCUCUGGACCUUGCCCAUACCUCCGCAGCGCAGACACAACUCACAGCACGGUGCUUGGCCUCUACAAUACGCUGAAUCCUGAAGCCUCUGCUUCCCCCUGCUGUGUGCCUCAAGAUCUGGAGCCACUCACCAUCUUAUACUAUGUUGGAAGGACCCCUAAAGUGGAGCAGCUCUCCAAUAUGGUGGUGAAAUCCUGCAAGUGCAGCUGAAAGGGACCCAGCAUCAUCUGCAGCUGAGAAACUUCAGUGACCCUAUCCGCUGCUCCCAAAAGAAAACAUGAAAAAACAGAACCUAAACAAACAGUUGCCUGGAGGAGGAGCAGUGUGACCCAGCCCUAUCACACUGUGAUCCAGGAGAACCUAUUCAUUCUGAAGACAUCUGAAAAGCAGAUCUGAUCUCUGUCUUCCUGGCUUUCUCUGGGAGACCCUUUUGCAAUUCUGAGGCCUCAAGAGGCAAAGACACAUAACUGGCUAGACAUUUAGUGGACAAAGGCAACCAAAUGAGGAGAAUCCCACUUAAGGAGGUAAGCAUUAGCAGAACUGUGGACAGAUGACAGGCAAAGAUAAAAGAGGACUUUUUGUCCCCUUUCCACAUCUUUCCAACAAAAAGAUGAAGGAAGGAAGAUAUUUUCAUAUUCCUUAUGAAGGAAGUCUUAGAGAGCUGACUAUAUUGGAAAUAAUUAUUCUGCAAAGAGAGUGCAUGCAGGAUGAAUCUGUGGCCCAAACUUUUCAGAAGGGGCUGUUGAGAGAGUACCUGUUGCCAUGAUUCCUACCAAGGUGAAUUCUUCUGCAGUUUCUCCCUUCAUCCUGGAGUAUCUGCCUGAUGUCUUUUGGGUCAGAGGAGGAACCUUUGCUUUUUUGCCUCAACCCAAUCUUCUUAGGUGGUAAUCUUCAGAGGAGCCUGUAUUUGCUGUGCAGAUUUAGGUAUCUGCACAUCUCUUGCACAAGGACCUGGCCCAGGCCAUGCCUGUCCAAGGUUUUAUUAAAAAGUAUUAAUCUCAAAUAUAAUUAAAAAAAUAAAUAUUUUUUGGAAAUUGGAAUUUUCUGCUCAAAACCUUUUUGGUUAAGGGACAACAGGAGGUAUCCACUGUGGAUGAAUCUAAGGUGAUAUGUAAUAUAAGAUGGCUAUCUUGUGAGAGCCUGCUCUUUAGGAGUUGUUCAAUCUUGACUGAUGCAUGUCCAGAUAAACUUUGUGGGAUUAGUUCUGAACAGAUGAAACUGGGGGUGAAUCUGUGUUCCAGUGAGAAUAAAAUCACUUAGUUCACUA
Messenger RNA from Sceloporus undulatus (fence lizard), 2695 nucleotides. It is a transcript of the gene TGFB3, whose product is annotated as transforming growth factor beta 3. Bases 379 to 1638 code for a protein of 419 amino acids. Gene Ontology annotation, cellular component: extracellular region. The transcript is spliced from 7 exons. The record is from RefSeq and is a predicted model, not a curated record. Lineage: Eukaryota; Metazoa; Chordata; Lepidosauria; Squamata; Phrynosomatidae. Gene Ontology annotation, molecular function: type II transforming growth factor beta receptor binding; growth factor activity; type III transforming growth factor beta receptor binding. Gene Ontology annotation, biological process: transforming growth factor beta receptor signaling pathway; regulation of cell population proliferation; SMAD protein signal transduction.